CGCAGCUCAGCUCUGAGCCCGGUCGGUUGUGGCAACGCUUGGCAAACCACUCUGAGAAUUAUAUAUUUUUUAAAAUUCCCAAUUGACUCUUGCCACAGUCUAUACAGAUACAGUUAUUUACAAGUUAUUGGUUUUUCCUUCAUUUCCAUUUUAAACCAACAAAAUGCGUCGCUCAGGCGCUUUUGCUGUCAUCGCUUGUGCUACUCUGGCCCUACUAAAUAUGGUCGAUCCGGUAAAAAGUGAGGGACAAUACACAAUCGUUGGCCCGGGAACCAUACACUCUCAUCGCGAUUACAAUGUGUCUGUCGCCGUGCAUCACACCAAGGAGCCAGUUACCUUGAAGAUUGGUAUUACGGGACCCUCGUACAAUGAGACGCAAACGGUCGAGUUGCCAAAUGCCGAUGAGUUCAAGCAGAUCACCUUCACGUUGCCUCCUCUUAAGUCGGGUGACUACAACUUAACCGCAGAGGGUGUCUCUGGACUUGAGUUCAAGAACUCCACGCAGCUCAGUUUGGUAGAGUUUAAGCCCUAUGUCAAGGUACAAACCGAUAAGGGCAAAUAUAAGCCCGGUGACACCAUCAACUACCGCGUAAUCUUCCUAGAUGAGAACCUUAAGCCGAGUUUGGCCGAAGACGAUGUAGUUGUAUGGUUCGAGGAUCCCAAACGCAAUCGUAUCAAGGAACUUAAGCACAUCAAGACCCGUGGAGGAGUCUAUACCGGAAAGUUCGAGUUGUCAGACUUUGCCCUCUUGGGCUCAUGGACACUUUCGGUGCAGAAUGGCGAUUCAUAUUCGGAUGAGCGGGUCUAUUUUGAAGUUGAGAAGUACGUACUCCCCAAAUACACCGUCACAAUGGAUGCCACUCAGCAUGUAUCAGUGAAGGAUGGUGACAUGCAGGUUGUUGUAAAAGCAAACUACACGUAUGGCAAACCAGUAAAUGGCAAGGUACUUCUCAAUGUACACACCGACGAAUCAAGCACCUGGUCCACCGUAAAUGGUGAAUCUGUCCGCACAGACACGCCGGGGCACGCUCUCAUCCGAACUGCUGACAUGGUCAACGGCAAGGCGAAAUUUGAUAUUAAUGUUAAGGAAUUCGCUAGUUUUUUGCCAUAU
Molecule: messenger RNA, 1111 nt
Organism: Drosophila navojoa
Lineage: Eukaryota; Metazoa; Arthropoda; Insecta; Diptera; Drosophilidae
Product: thioester-containing protein 1 allele R1-like
Cellular component (GO): extracellular region
Molecular function (GO): endopeptidase inhibitor activity
Source: RefSeq, a predicted model, not a curated record